Molecule: messenger RNA, 2184 nt
Organism: Contarinia nasturtii (swede midge)
Lineage: Eukaryota; Metazoa; Arthropoda; Insecta; Diptera; Cecidomyiidae
Exons: 2
Coding region: 201-1814 (537 amino acids)
Molecular function (GO): protein binding
Source: RefSeq, a predicted model, not a curated record
UUAAACUGAAUUUAAAGAAGUUCUUUUCUCUUCAAGUUCGAACAAAAAUAAAUUCAAAAAGUUAGUUCAACAAAAUAUUUACUUUUUCAGUGUUUUUGCAGACUCUCAUUGAUGUUUGUGAAGAAAAAAAAAUAGAUAAAAAAAUACUUUGCAUUAUUUUCAAAUUCAUUAAACAUUUGUGGUAACUAAAACUAUUCAAUAUGCAACGAUGGAAGGCAUUCUUUAAAGGUGAAAAAACAGACAGGACAAUUCAUGUUAUCAGAUUUGAAUCUUUGCAUGAAAAACGGAGCUAUAUGCAAUCAGCUUAUAAAUGUUUUAAACGUUUUGGCUCAGUUCAUACAAUUCGCACAGCAUGCGUUGACUGUUUAUUUAUUCAGUACAAAGACGCCAAAGAUGCUGCCAAAGUGUUGAAAAUCUCCCAAAUUGAGAUCGAUCAUAUCAGGUUUAGAAUAUUGCCGGCUGAUAAAUUUCAUGAUCAAAUCACCGGUUGCUGUACUCACCAUGGACAUAUUUUUACCGCUCAAACUAAUAAUCUGGUAACGAUUAUUAAGGAUUCAUCAAAAAAUAUAUUAAAUGAUUUGAACGAUGAUUGUCUACGCCAAAUAUUCCGAAACAUACACAGCUUAGUGGAUUUUUGUACUGUUGCGAAUGUGUGCAAAAGAUUUAAUGCAAUUGGUGUGGAAAUAUUCUCGUUAAAAAUUAAUCAAAAAACAUUCGCUUUAAGUGAAUUGAAUGUGAAUGGUGAUGACACACUGUUACGGCUUGAGCUUUUUUUAACCAUGUUUGGUGCAUCGGUACAAGCCGCUCAUCUAAAUUUUAAUGAUUUACAUUUUGGAAAUACGCCGAAUGCAGAAAAUUUGGCUUUAAAAAUGAUCAAUAAUUAUUGCAAAAAUCUUCGAUCUCUUAGUAUUUUCAUCGGAUGUAACGAAAACAAAAUUAAUUGGAUGGAAAUCCAUUCAGUUCUUCCGAUGUUGAAAUAUUUGAAAAUCCAUUUACAUCACAAAGUAAUCAAAGUUGACUUGUUAACCGAUUUCAUUGCGGCUUGUUGUAUGUUGGAGACAAUGAUAAUUGAUUGCGGAUGGGAUUUCCAAUUGAUCUUGCCAGAAAUUACAUUUCCCAAGCUCGUUAAAUUUAAGUUACCAAAUUUCAUAUAUCCUCAACUGGACAGAUUUUUGAGGCAUAAUACUCAAUUAGAAAGGAUUAAUUGUUUUAGUUUUGACCAUGUUCGAUUCAUUGGUUUAAAUAUGUUGAAUCUUCGAAAAUUGACUUUGCAAGGGGGCAGAACUGUCGAAGAUGAUGUGUUGAAUUCAAAAUCUCUUAAUAAAAAUGUCAAAAUUAAAUUAGAGAAUUUAUUUACGGAUGGUCGUGACAUCGGAUAUGUAUGUCAACUGAAAAAUAUCACAACCAUUUGGGCUGAAGUUUGGGCACCUUUUAGAGCAAAUCAUUUGAUUUCAUUGGCAAAAAGUCAGAAGGAACUCAAAAAAUUGACGCUUUAUAUACUAGAUCCAAAAAUAAAAUAUCCAAUUGAUAUGAUUAAGUCCAUGUUGAGCUAUGCAGAUAAACUGGUCGAUAUAAUAAUAGUAUGUGGAAAUGGCCUACGAAUUCAAUUCAAUGAAAAAGAUUUCGAUGAAAUUUUGAAAGUUCUUGAACGCCGUCACAAUUCUAUCAAUUUGAACAUUAAGUUCACAAAUUCCUCUUUUUUAUCUGGAAAGUGGCAUACUGAAUGGGAGAAAGAGAAAAUUAUUAUCUUCAAUGAUAAAUCAAAUCGCUUGAAUGUCAUAAGUCACUAUAUUAUGCCUCGUAGUUAUUAUUAAUAAAAGUGUCCGAAAUUGUUUUUGUUAUCACAUAUGUCGAAAUCGACAAUGAUCGAUUCAAAUUAUAAUUACCACAAACAUUACGUAUAAGAUGAUCGAAACUAAUUGUGCAGUUUGAAUUCAUAAGUUUAAUUUAAAUUCCACCCAGAUUUCAUAUUUUUUUCCGAGGCCUUAAGAGGUCAAUGUCGUUGGCCCCCCCCCCUAAUUUAGUGCUGCUGAAUCGCAUAUACUAUAAUUGGCCUUAAGGCAAUAAUUAUUUUCUUCCGAGCAAAGUUUUUUUAGAUACAUAAUUUUAAAGGAUGAUUUUUAACGGUUUUUGAUGUACAAAUAAACAGUAAAAUGAAUAAAAAAUUUUUUUUUUGAAACGGUA